AUGCCAGUCUUCUAUGCGGUAUUGAGCGUCUGUCUGGUCUUGGCGGCGUCAUGGAUUGCCCAGCAACUUCUGCGCGGCCUCCGCCGAGCAAGAACCCCGAAGCUAGGAUUCCCCGUCAUCGGCUCGCCAUACGACAAGGAAUUCACAGCCGCUAUUCUUGAGGGUUUCAGGAAGUAUCCAGACUCUCCGUUCAUCCUUCCGACCAAUCCACCGCAAGUGGUCCUUCCCAUAUCUCUCUACAUGGAGUCAAAACAAAAGUCGUCAUUUUCCCUAGACGCCGAAUCUUACGAAUUGUUUAUGGGCCACUGGACAGACUUUGGCAGCGAAAACGACGGUGCCCUGACGCGUACGGUCCGGCAAGAUCUGACAAAGAGUAUCGGAGCUAUCCUACCACUUCUCCAGGAUGAACUGAAAUUUGCCUUCGAAAAGGAGUUGGGGAAUUCUACAGAGUGGCAUGCCAUUCCCCUGUUGUCGGUCUUGUUGCGGAUGGUGGCUCUCCUCAGUGGUCGCGUCUUCGUUGGCAGUCCUCUCCAUCGCAAUGAAGAAUGGGUAGACGCCAGCAUCAACUACACUGUGGCACUCGCCAGUGUCGCGCGCGAAUCCCGAACCUGGAAUCCGCUUCUGGUUCCCUUUGUAGCGCCCUUCCUGCCUUCGGUGAAAAAGACCAGACGGUAUCUAUACAAAGCCAAGGAGUGGAUGAAGCCUCUGGUUUCAGAGAUAGUCAACGCGGAGAAGGAGGCCCCUGGAAGGCCGGCCAAAGUUGGUCAACGGGGCACCUUCAUAUCUUGGUUGCUGAACUAUCUGCCAGCGCAUAGAAAAACCGCCUCUCGUAUUGGCAAGGAUCAGAUGGCGUUGUCUUUUGCGGCAAUUCACACUACCAGCUCCACCGGAACAAUGGUGCUAUUUGAUCUUGCCUCCCGUCCCGAGUAUAUCGACGAGCUUCGCAGAGAGAUCGACCAAGUCCUCGCUGAGAAUGGCGAAGACCUGGACGAGAACGGCAACCCCUACAUCAACAAGGCAACGUUUGCAAAGCUCAAAAAGCUUGACAGCUUUAUCAAGGAGAGCCAGAGAUGGAAUGGACUUUCACUCACCACGCCAGCUCGCAAGGUGCUCGAGGAUGCCGAAUUCUCGACUGGAUUGAAACUUCCCAAGGGCACACGGGUUGUCUUUCCUACUCGUGCUCUAGCAUUAUCAGAGAAUAUCCAGACCCUGAGUCCCGAGUAUAAUGCUGGGACAAACAACCCUGGUCCUGAAGUCUUUGACGGCAAUCGCUUUGCUAGACUGCGCGAAAUUCCUGGUCGCGAGUCCAAGCACCAGACUGUAACAACUGGAUUGGAUAGCCUGACUUUUGGUCAUGGACCGCAUUCCUGUCCCGGACGAUUCUUCGCCAUCUACGAGGUCAAGGCUCUCGUUGUCGAAUUCCUCCGCAACUACGAUUUUCGGCUCAAGAAAGACUCGGGGCCGGGCGUGAUCCCGCCCAUGGCCGACCAGACUGGACAGGCGAGCGCCUCCGGCAACCCCUCCCGCCGCCAGGCUCUCAAUUCUGACGCGCACUCUCGACGGCUUCAGCACCCAGUUGUCAAGAGCGUCUCGGGCCCGCCCUCAGCCUCCAGCCCCCGUCCCAGCCUUAUAGGAGCCCUUUCCCCACAAGCCAUCUCGCCUGGCAAUGUCUCCACGUUCAUCACACCGACGCCUUUCCUCGACACAGGCCGGAUCCGGGACGAGCUGUCCCUGUCACACCGACAUUCUGUCGCCCCGCAGCAUCUUCUAACAUGGCCUUGCUCGCCCCUGUACCUUAGCGAGCAAGAGCUCCAGUACCCCAUGGAACUCGAGGUGAGGAGGCCCAGGAUGUCACGCUCUUCAUCGCCUCCUCGGUGCCUAGCUUCACCAGCGACAGACCAGAGCUGGCUUUCUCGCCUAUCUGUGUCUCAGAUCAACCUGUUGACCAGGUUUUACUUUGACCACUUUCAUCCAUCUUGUGUCGUUCUCGACAAGGCGACUUUCGAAGCGGACUACACUACUGCCCUGACGACAGAUUUUGCGAAGAACUUUAGUUCGUGUAUCGUACUACUCGUCUGCGCACUUGGGUCUGUCGCUGCCUUUUAUUCCGGCCAUGACGAAUGGUCACAAGCUGGAGAAGAGGAAGUCGGGAUCGGCUUCUUCAACCUGGCAAACGACAUCUUCAGAGAGAUAGAGGAUACAAACUGGGUCAGUGUUCAGUGCCUACUGCUGAUGGGUCAAAUUCUUGCCGAGUUUGAUUUCCCAGCCAGCGGACUCGGAAAGCUAGCUGGGACCAUGGCAUUGCCCUUGGUCCCCGAGACCAAGGCUAACCUCGAUCACGCUCAAUACCAGUUCAGCCUCGAUCACGCUCAGUAUCAGUUCUUUUUUCUGGCUCUCAUAUCCAUGCGCAAGCUGCUGAACCGCAUUCUUUACCACCUCUAUAGCUCCGAAAGCACCGAGGACAAUAGCCAGAAUGGCCAUAACGCUGCCUCGCCUAACGACAAGCCGCUGGCAUUCCUUUCCGCCUCACGUUCCAUGAUCAAAGAACUCGAUAGGCAGAUCGAAGAAUGGCGAGAAUGUCUCCCUCAUGGGCUGCAGUUUUCGAACUAUAUCCCCGACCAGGAACAACCUCUGCCUCAGCCUUUCCAGCCUCGAUCACCCCACGAUAGGCUGCGUGGGCAUCUGAUUGCCCGCUACUACUCCGCCAAGUCCAUCAUUCACCGUCCUUUUGUAUAUCGGGCAUUCCACUGCGAGGAUCCAUCGCUACUAUCGGAUGAGGACAAGUUGGGGGCUCGGACCGCCAUUGGCUGCGCAUUCUUGUCUACCGUGAACAGCGGACUGCUGCAUGAGCCCCUGGUGCUCUUACUGCACCCUAUCAAUUCAUGUCGCACCCUAUUCGCCAUAGAGUUGCAACUCGCAUUCGUACUUCGUCGUGGUGCUUUACAUUUCACCCUCCCGAGCGAAUGGAGGAUCAUUCCCGAAAUCCGCAAGCGAAUCACGCAUAUUGCCCAGCGCAUGUCUCCCACGGCCACUCGAGAUGCCGAGGUUCUUGAUGCAUUGGUCUAG
This is a messenger RNA of Thyridium curvatum, 3066 nucleotides long. RefSeq lists its product as uncharacterized. Lineage: Eukaryota; Fungi; Ascomycota; Sordariomycetes; Thyridiales; Thyridiaceae. The transcript has 11 exons. Gene Ontology annotation, molecular function: monooxygenase activity; iron ion binding; zinc ion binding. The record is from RefSeq and is a predicted model, not a curated record. The coding region runs from base 1 to 3066 and encodes 1021 amino acids. Gene Ontology annotation, biological process: DNA-templated transcription.